GCUUAACGUUACUGGAUGGACCGUUUGAAGCUGGCUAACGUUGCACUGAGCGGCUCCAUAAAGAGGAAGAUGUCCACGGCUACACGGUUUCCCCUGCACUCCGCAGUGUGGGAGAAUGACUACAGGACACUGGAACAACAAAUCACGUUACCACAGAAUGACAUCGAGGCUGUGGAUCCCAGAGGUCGGACACCUCUGCACCUGGCUGUGUCACUCGGGCACCUGGAGUCAGUGCGAGUCCUUCUGAGACACGGUGCUCAAGUGACUAAAGAAAACAUCAUGAAUUGGACAGUGCUGCAGGAGGCAGUCAGCACCGGAGAUCCAGAGAUGGUUCAGUUAGUGCUUCAACGCAGAGACUACCUCAAAGCCUCCACUGCUCUGGGAGGAGUGCCUGAGCUGCUGUCAAAGAUCCGAGAGUCUCCAGACUUCUAUAUGGAAAUGAAAUGGGAAUUCACAAGUUGGAUCCCUCUUCUGUCCCGGGUUUGUCCAAGUGAUGUUUGUCGCAUUUGGAAAAGUGGCGCUAGCCUGCGAGUGGAUGCCACUCUUCUUGGCUUUGAAAACAUGACUUGGAUCAGAGGGCGCAGGAGCUACAUCUUCAGAGGAGACGAUUCAUGUGCGGAGUUAAUGGAGGUGAACCAUGACGAUGAAGUCGUGGACACUGAACGCUUCAACAUAUCCCAAGAAAUUGAGGAUGUCACACUUGAGUCGAUGCAGCCAGCUGAACAAGAAGUUGCCAAAAGGUUGACCACUCCAAUUGUAAACACAUACUUGGACACCAAGGAUAUUGCUUUUGAGAGGAACAAGUCUGGCAUUUGGGGCUGGAGAGCUGACAAAACAGAAAUGGUCAAUGGAUUUGAAGCCAAGGUUUUCAGUGUGAACAAUGUAAAUGUGGUAAUCAGGACGAGGACGGAGCAUCUUACAGACGAGGAGAAAGCCAGGAUAAAAAGUGAAAGGAACAUCUUGGAGUCUCUGCUUGGGACUGUGGAGCAGCACAUCAGUGCACAAGGGGACCUGACUCUUGAGUAUGCAACUGCCACCAAUCCCACUGCCAUCACUCCAGAUGAAUACUUCGAUCCUGAGUUUGACCUGGGCAACAGAGACAUCGGCCGCCCCAUUGAACUGAGCAUCCGAACACAGAAGUUCAAAGGUACAUUGUGGAUGAGUGAGGAACAUCCUCUGUCCCUGGUGGAGCAGGUGACCCCUAUUAUCGACCUCAUGGCACGAACCAGUUCCCAUUUUGCACGUCUACGAGACUUCGUAACCCUGAAGUUUCCUCCUGGAUUUCCCGUAAAAAUAGAGAUUCCCCUGUUCCAUGUGCUGAAUGCCAGGAUUACAUUUGGUAAUGUCAAUAAAUGCAGUACUGAAGAGGAGGCGACGCCAACACCAGCAGCCACGCCAACAUCCUCCGGAGAAGAGGAAGAAGCUGCAGCACUGCCUCCGUUUCAGGUUUGUCCUUCAGUGUUUGAGGUGCCUGCCAGUUACCACCGACGAGGAGGAGGUAACCGCCACACGCCCAUGUCUAACAAUGAUGAGGAGCUUUUGCAGUACGCCAUCCAUCAGAGUCUCCUGGAUUCUAACAGAGCCACAGGCCAGGAAGGCAUAUGGGGCGAUGCUGAUGGGGAAUUCACUGAUGUAAUGCCCAGUAGCCAGAGUGACAGGAGUAUCCCAGAGGGGGUGCUAGUGGAAUAUGAUAACACCACCCCCAGCCCUGUCAGCCCUGUCAGCUCCCCCUCUGCCUCAAGCCCCGACUCAGAGCUCCGCCUCGCCAUGGAGCUCUCUGCUCGGGCUCAAGAGGAAGAGGACAAGAUGAGGAAGCAGGAGGAAGAGGAGCUUGAGAGGAUCUUGCAGCUAUCACUCACCGAGAAGUAAAAGGAAUAAAGAGGGAAUAAUAAUACAACUUUUCCAGAUCCAGAAGCAACCACCACACCUCAAUUUUCCUUCCUAACCACUCUAGUCAUCUAUGCAACCGCAGGUUACUUUCUGUAGCAGAUCAUUCUUGCAAGAGGCAAUAUCAGACUCUCGCUAUCCGAUAUUUUCCAAAAAGGUAUUUUUGGUAAGAACAUACUCCUUUAUAUAUUUCUAUCUCCGCUUAGUGUGUUUCCAUCUUCAGGCUUAAUUCAUGGACUCUGUCAGAUAAUUUUGGGUCGGUUCUACUUUUUAUUUAUUUUCUAUCCGAAUCAGAGUCACAGCAGCAACCCACAUGUGUUUAUCACAUUGUUGUCCAGAGUGGGGUCAAAUCAGUGUAAUUAAGGUUCUAUGAGCAAAAUGAUGACUCAAGGUGACUUCAUGGAGUGUUGGCACUCAAAUGUGGCACUUAAGGUCCAGAGCACUGUUGGUUUUUUCACCUGUUUUGAAUGUUAUCAGCCCAUUAAAUCAUCAGCCUUGUAUAUAUUUGUAGAAGGUGCUUAGUUCACCUACUAUAUGUGCAGAAGGUCAUUAUCACACCGCUAAAUCUGGUUGUGGUUUCAUGUUCAGGCGUCAAAACUAGUUAGAGGGAAAAAAAACUACUUGGUUUGGUUAAAUAGAAAUUAAUAGAAGUUAAUGGAUUGGAUUAAGUACCUGACAUUACUGAACGUAGGCAUGUUACACAAUAUAAAAACAAAUUAUAAAGUUACAUUUAAUUUAAUUUGUUAACCAGCUACAAGGUGAUGCAGGGCACUAUUAACUAUCCAAAGUUAUGAGGCUGAUAACGGUCGUUCAAUAGCGCAACGAGAUUCUAUGCGGGUGUUUUGUUGGUUUUGUUUUUUUUCCUGAUACCUGUCGCCUGUGACUGGUUUUUAGAUUGCUCAAAUGUAAACACCCUAGCACAAUAGAAAGCUGCCAGUACAGUGGACCUACAGGGACAGAUUUGAGUGUUUUCACUAUGAAGUCUUCCUACAGAGUCGUUUUGAGGACCGUGGGCUCACUGAAUACCAGAAAUCUCAGGGUUCCAAUUUUACACAUUUUCCCUUCACUUUGGAGUUAGUUUGUAAAUCUAUCGGAAAUUGUAGGUAAAUGUUUCUUCGGUGCAAAACGGUAUCACUCAUGCAUAUCUGCCAUAUCAAUAUUAAUUCAGAAAGUUGGCUUCAUUGAGUCAUAAGUAAAUACAUUUUCUUGUACUUGUGAAUGUACACUCUGCAGAUGGGUAAACAGAAGCAUGUUGCUUUGAGAGAAACUUUAAAUCAGCUGCAUGGAAACAUAAUAUCUUCGCUGCAACAAGGAUGGGGGUUUAUCUUUCCCGGCCUAAUUUUUAUAUUGAAGAUUUUCUCGGAUUUCACGACGAGAAAAGACCUUUUUUUUUUUUUGUUAAUCUCCACUGAGCGACUUCACUUCAAGCAUUAUCACCUCAGCUCAAAAAGGCAAUAGCAGAGACCAGUCGGUCUGUGGAUCUUCAGCCGUCAUGCAGUUUCAAAGCAGUCACGGAACCAAUGCUGCAGAGAUUAUUCAGAUUCCUGAAGGCAGUCUGUUAGCCUUUUGUAGCCACGAACAACUCUUGACCUCUGAGCAGAAGAAAAGACAGCACAGACUCUUAAGAUCAAGCAUGCCCGCCAUAUGUAGGAUUAGCUUCUUCAGCAUGUGCCAAGGGAUCGCUUUGCUCUAACAACACUUGAUGGGGGCAAGAGGUGGUGACGAUUUAAUGUGGUGCCACUUAGACUAAACUUUUUGAACAGAUUUUUUAAAACAUUUUGUAACUUAAAAACAAGAUGAAGAGGUUUCAGUCGUACCAGGGUGAUGCUGAGUAACAUGCAUUAACCACUAUAGUUGAUUUCACUGACAACCAACCACUUAUUAAAGGUCUCUACGUAGCUGCGUCUGACUUUCAGGAGCUGCAGCUAAAAAAAAAAAAACUUUGGUAAAAAACCUACUUAAUAUUAUGUAACGAUCAAGUUUCAAAACUGCUGAACAGUCGACUUAAAAAAUGCUAGCUUCGGUAAAUUAAUGCAGGACUUUGUAAUGCACCGUUCCAGCUGCAACUUUUUUUUCUUUUUUUUAAAUAUGUUAAAAUUUUAAGAAAGUGUCGGUUUAAAAAUGUUGUUUCUAAAAUAAAAGCACUUUAUUUCCA
This is a messenger RNA of Centropristis striata (black sea bass), 4042 nucleotides long. It is a transcript of the gene ankrd13a, whose product is annotated as ankyrin repeat domain 13A. Gene Ontology annotation, cellular component: cytoplasm. Bases 16 to 1869 code for a protein of 617 amino acids. NCBI's taxonomy places the organism in Eukaryota, Metazoa, Chordata, Actinopteri, Perciformes, Serranidae. Gene Ontology annotation, molecular function: protein binding. The record is from RefSeq and is a predicted model, not a curated record. The transcript is spliced from 16 exons.